Molecule: messenger RNA, 386 nt
Organism: Numida meleagris (helmeted guineafowl)
Lineage: Eukaryota; Metazoa; Chordata; Aves; Galliformes; Numididae
Gene: SMPX
Product: small muscle protein, X-linked
Exons: 2
Coding region: 88-297 (69 amino acids)
Cellular component (GO): muscle tendon junction; M band; costamere
Source: RefSeq, a predicted model, not a curated record
UAGAGUUUUGCCACUAACCGUGUCUAUAUAUCCAUCAUUAUUAUACACAUUAUAAUUUCCUUCUGACAGGCUAAUAUAAACAUCCCGAUGGGAGCAUUUAGACCUGGUGCAGGACACCCUCAUAAAAGAAAAGAAGUAACACCUGAAGAAGUGGAGGAGAGUGUUCCUGCUACAGAGGAGGAGAAAGACAAGAAGCAUCUCCCAGGAGCUAGGAAACUUCCAGGUCCUGCUGUCAACUUAUCAGAGAUUCAGAACAUAAAGAGUGAGCUGAAAUAUGUCCCCAAAGCUGAGCAGUAGGUGGAAGAAGCAGGUGAGUAAGAGAGGUUCUUUUCAUGGCUCUUGGAAAAGCAGGGUGAUCUAGAAACAUUUUUAUGCCAAAAGAUGUC